CGAAUAGCAGCUGGUAGUCUUUUCCAUCUCCCACAGCGCAUCACGUUCUACGAACCUGAUGCUGCUCCCACGACGGCUCUGGACGCCCAUCCGGGCCUCGAAUCUGACCACCACGAAGACGAUCCCCAAAACCCUCUCCCCAAACUCGCGAGCGCUCGAUGACAUACGCACCGCCGCGCUCACUCCUCUCUCCCUAAACCUCGUCCGCCAUGCCACGCACGCCUCCGAAGGACGCGCAAACGGAGCCAAAAACGGGCCUGGAAAGCGAUUGGGAGCAAAGGUGACUGCCGAGGAAUGGGUCGUUCCGGGCAACAUCAUCUACAAGCAGCGCGGCACGCUCUGGUUUCCCGGCGAGAACGUCGAGAUGGGCCGCGAUCAUACGCUGCAUGCGGCCGUGGCCGGCUACGUGAAGUACUACCGCAACCCGGCCCUCCAUCCGAAGCGCAAGUACAUCGGCGUCGUCUUCAACCGCGACGAUACGCUCCCGUACCCUCCCAAUGCGGCGCGAAAACGUCGUUUGGGCAUGGACGCGGUGCCGAUUGUGGAAAGACAACACUCUAUCGCGCAGGACAUGACUAUGGAGGUUGGAAGCCAUAGGUUUGUGGCGAGGGAUAUACCGAGGAACAUGAGGGGCACAGCGGGCACAACGAGACACGGGUAUGCGCCGAGAAUGGCUAAUUGGGAGAUUGGACGGGAAGCGGAGAAGUCUGCGGCCAAGGUUGAGCCGUUUGUGAAGGGUGAUCGGUGGGCAGCAUGGCGGAAAGCUGAUGCGAGGGGACUGCGGAUUACACAAGCUAAAACGCUGAGGAAGAGAAAGAGGAAGUGAAAUGGUGCGUCUGAUACGGGUGUAAGAUACGGUAGACCUGCGAGGGCAUAGACUUCUCCUCUCGUGGGAUAUACGCUUCCUUGUGUAUAAGAUAUGAAUAUAUGGCUACGUUUUGCAUGCCAAUCGAAAGCUUCAACAAUUGAAUAAAGAUUCCUCCCAGUUCUUGGAAGUAGUUUUGGUCCCCCAAGUAUCGUAGCCUCUUCAGCCCAAUCUACCAGACCGGGACGCACAUUGCUGGACUGAUCAGCACCAAGCAGCAUUCGCAACACCGUCGCCUCACGUCCACCACCCUAGCUCUUCAUUCCCAACCAUCUCUCCUCACAGCCCAAGCCCCUUCCUCACACCAUCC
Pseudovirgaria hyperparasitica is the source of this 1175-nucleotide messenger RNA. RefSeq lists its product as uncharacterized. Gene Ontology annotation, cellular component: ribosome; mitochondrial large ribosomal subunit. Gene Ontology annotation, molecular function: structural constituent of ribosome. Gene Ontology annotation, biological process: translation. Bases 59 to 826 code for a protein of 255 amino acids. The transcript is spliced from 2 exons. The record is from RefSeq and is a predicted model, not a curated record. NCBI's taxonomy places the organism in Eukaryota, Fungi, Ascomycota, Dothideomycetes, Acrospermales, Acrospermaceae.